AUCUCACAUGCAAUCAAAAGAUUUGCGAGUUUGGGAAAUGAUGUAGAAACAGGUGAAGAUAUUGAAAAAGCCAUCAGAAAUAAGAUUCAAGGAACAUCAGUUGCACAUAUUGAGCCAAAGAGGAAUGUUGGAAAAAUUGUAGAUACAAUUGUUGGAGUAUCUAAUUGGUAUUCUUGGAAAUGGCCAAUUGAUGAGGAAUCUAGUGGAUUUAUAUUUGCUUGUGAGUUACCUAAUGUAGAUGAUUGGACUAAAUUCUCACCCACAAAAAUAGAUGGUUUAAUUAAACAGCAACUCACAAAACCUGAACCAACAUUCACACCACAUUCUAUGCCAAAGGAGAAAUGGA
Molecule: messenger RNA, 346 nt
Organism: Entrophospora candida
Lineage: Eukaryota; Fungi; Glomeromycota; Glomeromycetes; Entrophosporales; Entrophosporaceae
Source: the annotation of a GenBank genome assembly